Molecule: messenger RNA, 1798 nt
Organism: Daucus carota subsp. sativus
Lineage: Eukaryota; Viridiplantae; Streptophyta; Magnoliopsida; Apiales; Apiaceae
Product: probable pectinesterase/pectinesterase inhibitor 20
Exons: 2
Coding region: 56-1639 (527 amino acids)
Biological process (GO): cell wall modification
Molecular function (GO): pectinesterase inhibitor activity; pectinesterase activity
Source: RefSeq, a predicted model, not a curated record
UAUGGUGUAUGCCUAAGAGCAAAUCACAAAACAUAGCCAAUAUUCUACUAUUGUCAUGCAUUUCUUAACUUGCCUUGUUCCUCUGUUUUUAGUGCUCUCUGUCUCCUCUCCUCUUGUAUUAGCCUCCAAAGACGCAAUCUGUAAUGACACUCCUUUUCCACCCUUCUGCAAAUCAGUUCUGCCAUCAAAUGACUCUUUUUCCAUUCAUGACCAUGGUAGGUUCUCCGUGAACCAAUCGAUAUCGUCUGCGAAAGCCUUAAUGUCAUUGGUACAAGGUUUUCUUGAUCAUCAAGACUCUCUGUCAGAGACCAUGAUUCAUGCUUUGGAAGAUUGCAGGCUUCUCGAAAGCUCUAACAUCGAGUUCUUGUCGAAAACUCUGGAAACUAUCCGUUCGACAGAUAGUUUAGCAAGUUCAGGAGAUGAAGAUGAUCUGUUGACGUUGCUUAGUGCAACGAUGACUAACCAACAAACAUGUUUAGAUGGUCUCGAAUCAAUUUCUUCCCCUUCUAAUCCUGCAAGCGCUCUUCGAGCUCCGUUACUCAAUGGAACCAUGAUGUACAGUGUAUCACUUGCCAUUUUUAGGCAUGGAUGGGUUUCGGAUGCAAGACAGAGCAGAACUCUGAUAGCGCGAAAGCUGGGAAGAAAGCCGCCAACAUCUCCUGGCCUGGUGCUUUAUCCCGGUGGUAAUGUUGUGAAGGUAAUUCAGACAGUUGUUGUGAAUUCUAGUGGUGGUGGAGAUUUUAGGACCAUCAGUGAAGCGGUAGCUGCAGCACCUAAUAAUACGGAUGGAAGCAACGGUUUCUAUGUGAUUCGUGCUGCGGCUGGGAUUUAUAAUGAGUAUGUUAAUAUAAUAUCUUCGAAGAAGUACUUGAUGAUGAUUGGAGAUGGAAUUAACAAGACUAUAAUUACUGGCAAUCGCAGCGUUGCUGAUAACAUCACUACUUUCGACACUGCAACACUCAUUGUGACGGGACAAGGGUUUGUUGGUGUGAACAUGACCAUCCGUAACACAGCUGGAGCAGCCAAUAAGCAAGCGGUGGCAGUUCGAAGUAAUGCAGACCUUUCAACCUUCUAUCGUUGUAGCUUCGAGGCCUAUCAAGACACUUUAUACCCUCAUUCUUUUAGACAAUUCUACAGAGAGUGUGACAUCUAUGGGACUAUAGAUUUCAUAUUUGGAAAUGCAGCCGUUGUUCUUCAAAACUGCAACAUUUUUCCUCGGCUUCCUCUUCAAGGCCAGUUCAACGCAGUCACUGCACAAGGCAGAACUGACAUAAAUCAGAAUACAGGAACCUCCGUUCAAAAUUGCACUAUCACACCGGCCGAAAACCUGGGAUCAACUGCCACUUAUCUAGGAAGGCCUUGGAAGGAGUACUCAAGAGCUGUUUUUAUGGACUCAUUUAUGGAUAGCCUAAUUCAUCCUGCUGGUUGGAUUGCAUGGUCUGGAGAUUUUGCACUCAAUACAUCUUACUAUGCUGAAUUUAACAAUAGCGGACCAGGAUCAAAUACCAGCAACAGGGUUACUUGGGAAGGUUUUCAUAUAAUCAAUGCGACAGAUGCCGUAAAUUUCACAGUCUCCAACUUGAUUUCUGGAGCAAGCUGGUUGCCUGCCACAGGAGUUCCAUACAAUGCUGAUUUAUAAAGUAUCAGGGUACUGUCAAUAAAAAUACACUCAGGAUAACGAUUUGUGAAUUUGUGUGUUCAGUUAAAAGGUUAGGUUGUCAAAAGCUCAAAGCUAAUGGGUUAAACUUAAAUUUAUAAUCAACAUAAUAAAUCAUCAUAUAUAUGUAUUUCUAAUAAA